Molecule: messenger RNA, 4538 nt
Organism: Alosa alosa (allis shad)
Lineage: Eukaryota; Metazoa; Chordata; Actinopteri; Clupeiformes; Clupeidae
Gene: bmf2
Product: BCL2 modifying factor 2
Exons: 4
Coding region: 159-749 (196 amino acids)
Biological process (GO): apoptotic process; negative regulation of autophagy; positive regulation of apoptotic process
Cellular component (GO): myosin complex
Source: RefSeq, a predicted model, not a curated record
ACAGUUUAGGUUGGCAACAUCGGUGUGAGUGCUACGCGAGGCGCAUAGAGCAGGCUAUAUAUUUUCGCUUCAGGAUAAAACUCGUUAAAAGGUUCAAAAUACCCCCAAUAACGGAGGACGAGUUGUCAACUGGCGGGGGAUUACCGCUGAGGUUGCUGAUGGACGAUGAAGAGGAGGACAUGUUUCGACCCAUCUCGCGUUGCUGGGGGACCCCUUUCAUGGAUGUCAAAUUCGAGGAACGAACCACACAGACAAACAGCUUGGCCAUUGUCCCUGGGAGAGGCAGUGGCAUGCUGCCCUGUCGAUUAGCACAAGAGUCCAGGCCGUUCUUCCGUGGCAACGCUGGACUUCGCUGGCAUUUCCCUGCGCUCUUUGAGCCCGCCCAGGGCCUUGGGGGCCUGGAGGAUGAGCGGGAGGCUUCGCGGCCAGAGGGAGGCGAGGUGGAGGAGCGGGAGGUGGCGGAGGAGCGGGCGGUGCUGGAGGAUGGCCCCAGAUUAGCCCAGAGACCGCUGAGGGUGGCCGAGGAGGAGGAGGAGGAGGAGGAGGAGGCCCACAUGAGCGUGGAGGUGCAGAUCGGACGCAAGCUGCGCGAGAUCGGCGACCAUUUCAACCAGGAGCAGCUGCAGAUGCUUGCCCGACACCAAAGAGACCAUCUGCCGCUGUGGUGGCGCGCUGGUGCCGCCGUCUUUGGCUACCUGCUCCAGAGGGUAGACGUGGCCCCUGCUGCCCGACACGGCAACCCAAGAUGAGAGGGGAGCCGCAAGGGGUUUCCCAGGCAUGCGCACAGGGGCCCCCCUCAGCACUCUCAAGAGACUUUUUCAUUUUCUGAUGGCACUGUAGGACUUUACGACGGGUUUGGAUGGCACGAAUGGGAAUAAUUGACUGAACGAGACUGACUACCAGGGAAGGGUGGGUGAUGAAGAAGGUGGCUCUCUCCGCAGGACGGAGACAGAAUCUUUUUUGUUUGUUUGUUUGUUUGUUUGCUAGUUUUUCUUUUUUUUUCCAAUGUUAUGAAGAAGCCAUGCUUUGUGAAGAGAUAUUUUUAAUGAAAAACAAAUGUAAGAUAAAGUAUUUUGUUCAGUAUGUUGAAAAAGUUUUUUUUUUCCUUAUUGGUUUCAUUCGUUCAUCUUUUAAGGACCUUUUGACAGUUCAGCUAUUGCCUUACUCCUUCCUGCAACAGUGGAAUAUAACAACAAAACAGAAUGGCGGAGAAUGGGAAGGGAACGUUUGGUGGAGAUUCCAUGCUGAAGAAUCUGAACUUGAUGACAUGACCACAGUGCACUAUUAAUUCCACCGCAGUUGGUUGCGGUUCCUUGCUGGCUCAUUUGGACAGGUUUCUCUUCUGUAGUACUGAAUUGUUCUUAGAUAAUAGGUCAGUUUGACUUAUUUGCCAGUGGCUGUUGACUGAGAUUUUUCUGUAUCUCUUUUGCCUGUGUCUUAUCUCCUGCGGUCUUUAAACCCGGGUCUGCUUGGACCUUUAAGGUCCUCAGUAUGCUGGUCUUUUUUGUGUCACAGGCUCAAAAAUUGGGCCUGAUCUUUUUAUACUGAGCAGAUCAAGAGACAUGAGCUCUUUUAUACCAUAUAUUGUCUCUUGUGGACUAGGCAAGCCUUUAUAACCACAAUAAGAACUGUCUUGUGAAUUGUCACUGAGAAACAAAUGUUUUGUUUUUACAUUUUCUGUGAACAUUUGUUUCUUACCUGAAACGAAGCAGUUAAAAAAUGAAUUUUGAAAUUUUCUGAAACAUUUACUGUGAGCACAAAAUUAUUUCAUACAAAAACAAAACAACAAGCUGAAGACAGAUCCAAACAGACUUGACCUGUGGUGGUUGUAUAAAGGUGCUACUGUUUGGUUAUGACACAGUUCGACCACUUUAAGAAGUUCUCUUGGCCUUUGCUUUCAACUCUUGUACACAACUGAGUGUACAUAUAUAUUCAAAAGGAUGAUUUGCUGUUUUUUGUACGAGUCUCUUUGAACACCCCCUCAGCGGGCACUCAGUUGCACUCGAGCUGAUAAGCCCUCCCUGGUUCUCCGGAGCUGCAUCGCUAUGAUGGAGGCCAGUAGUCGCUCUGGAACCUUAAAGAUCAAAUGCUGUUGCAGUCAGAUCAGCACAAAUAAUGGCCGAUUCCCUUAGGAUCAAUCAUCUUUGCCUUAUUUGUCUAAUCUACCCGGAGUCCCUUAAGACAAUAAAUGAGGAGUGUUGUGGGGGGGGGUGAAGAGUUUAAUGAAAUAGCAGAGAAAACAGUUUUAUGAAGAUUUCACAACAGAAGAAGAUGUUUAUAUUUAGAUAUUUUUUACAAAAGUGAUUGAAGACAUUGGUUAUGUUUGUUUUACAUUCUAAGUCUUAGUUAUGAGUUCUCAGUAGAGUAAAACACCUGUCGAGAGUCAGACACAAAAGAAACAAAAAAAAAACGAAAGUGAAUUUGCCUCUGUAAACAAACAAUCUCAGGGGUUGGUACAUUCAGACUUGGGAAGCAUUUCACUGUCCCCAACAUUCGACUUUAUUUUUUGCAAAGCCAAGACUGAGUGACAUUGGAUGGAUACAGAGAUUCAUAUCACCCAAAUUCCAUCUUCCAUCAGUCAUUGCCUCGUCCAGUAGCUCUCAACUAUUUCGGUUCUUAGGAAAAGGAUUUUAUGAGCCAUAAACCAUGUACAAUGUCAAUUCCUGUACAUUCCCCAACCUUUGGAUUUCCUGACCAAUGGAGUAAUGUUCAUAGAUGGCAAUCAUUGUAAUUCAGCGUUCACUGAGCCAUUCAUCCAAAGACUGUGUGCAUGCACAUACUCUUGCGUUUUUCCAAUGUCACUCCUUCUUAAUGUCAUGUUUUUUUUAUAUUAUUUGCCUCAAGUCAUUGUAGUUUGUUUGAAAUAAUUUAUUGUAAUUUAUUUGGUCUGUAUUUUGCUCAGUGCUACUAUAUAUUUGGAUUUCUGGAUAUGUGCAGGUUACUUGUGCAUUCAGUAUGGAUAGUUUGGUGUGCCUCUUACAACUGUGGGUCAGAGAAUAUAUAACAAAAAACACCUGUAGACAAUCAAAGACAUCAAAUGUGCCUUGUGUCCAGCAGACCCGCAACACAAUCAGCGAGUCUCUGCAGUCUGUGUUCUAUGCGAGACGAAACAAUCUCAAGGCUUCGAAUGGGCAGACGCUUGUCAGGAAUAAUGAGUUUGACAUGAUAUGCUGUCUCCUGUCCACUUUGACCGCUUCCACGGCCCACAGUCUUUAUAGCCCCAAACUGUUCAAAUCAAAAAGACCAUCUGCAACAACGUGUGCACUGGACCGUCUUUGAAAAGACAUGUUUUUAUACCUCUUUGCAUUCUCUGGAUUUGACCCUCUGUCCUUGCUCUCACAAGCUUCUUAAAACACGACUUUGUGGAAGUGUAAUUUUAAUGAAAUUCUAUGUCACCUGAGGGCUGGUCAAUUUAUUUUUGUCGAAAUAAGACAGUACGAAUAUAUUCAGUAUUAUCUUCAGGAGGAUUUUUAGCCCAGGUUGAAUCCUCUCUUCAAAUUCCUUCAUUAGUGACUCUGUGUAAAACAUGCCUUUAAAAGGAACAUUUUUGAGAUUGUUGGCAAAAAAACAAACAUUUGUUUUUCCUAAAGGAAAUCCAGGGACUUUCAAGUCUCACUGCUAUUUGUAACUUUGGAAUAAGAACAAGUUUCUAUGGAAACAUCCUUUUGUAAAAAAAAAAGAACAAAAGAACAAAAAUGAAAAAUUGAAAGAGAGGAGGGUUUGCCAUGUCGCUCACCUUAACACAUUUUCUAUUAAUCUAAAAUUGCAUGUGAAUAACUUAUGAAAUUUGUAUCUUAAAGGUUUUGAAUGUAAUGUAACUGAAUUCCCCCCCCCAAAAAAGGCAAUCGGUUAAGUAAAUGUUAAGAAAUGUUUCUGAAUGUCAUUUUCAGAUCUCCAGUCUUGUCAGUAAACUUUGUGAGACGCAUAUCUGACAAUCACUUAAGUCUGAUCUGUGUCACAAAUGAACCGUAAAGUGAAACCACACAAGGAGGCGAUGGAUCUAUCUUAACCAAUACCUUCAGAUUACAUUCAACAACAAUGGCAUUUUAUCAGUGCUGUCUUAACAGUUGAAUGCCUGCUGUACAAAGUGGUAGUGCCCUGUUGAGAAGAGAGAAAAAGCAUAAACUGUUUUCUUGGAGACUAGUCUAGCCUCAUUAUGUACAGUAGAGGGUACAGCAAAGGCUGUAAAACAAUGGAGCCCAAAGCACACCAGGUGACACCAAAUGAGAAGCCAUCUCACCACAGUCUUAUGGUUCCCCUCCAGUGAUUAUGGGGUGACGGUGACAAUCGUGGAGGGGAACAGCUUAUAUGGAUUUGUGAUGCCAUGACUUAUUUUGACACCUAUGCCAGUUUAGGCAGGUAGCUGUGGCGCUUUGUUGUCUAUUGUAGUGUGCGAGGGAGGUCAAGGACAUUUGUUUCUCAAGUGCAAUAUGCUGUACAUAGGAGCUUGGCUCUAUGAAUCAUUCCUUUCUUGCAUUUUCGUUGUUCAAUGGGAAAUUAUUGUCAUUUUUCAUUAAAAGUUUUUUCAAAGGUUCAAA